AUGGGAUCCCCAUCCACCAGCCAUUCUACAUUCGACAUCGUUUAUUUCUCCUAUCUUCCGUGGCAUGUGAAACGAGAAAUUCUCUCGAACUUGACCCCGAUCGAUAUGUUGAAUCUUGCAGAGAUUGAUAUAGAAUUCCGAGAAUUGAUUCAAUCGCAUCCAAAACGAUUGCAUUCAAUCGGAACAAGCAACGAUUUGAACAUUGAAGUGCUCCGGAACGGGAUCACUCGCCGAUAUUGGAGAGAUUACUACAGUGACACAUAUCAUCCAAAGAAAAUCGAGCGUUUUCGUCGCGAGGAAACCCAAGGGUACAGUCUUGUCUUUUGUGCGGGUGAUGAUCGACGAUACGAGCAAGAACAGGAGCUUCUACUCUCGAAUUGCAUAUUGGAUGUGUUUGAAUGCCCUCAUCCAAAGCAUCUAAGCUUAGGAGUUGUAGCGAAACAUUUGGAGAAACCCGAAGUCGACACAGCGCCUCAACUCAUCGAAAUGAUUGAUGCGUUCAAAGCUAAAGAAAUGAAUUUAAUCGAAAUGCAGCACAUCUUCGAGAACAACGAGGCGGUGGAUAGGUUUUUGGAAAACGAAAAGAUUCGAUCUCUCGAAUGUUUGAGUCUUGAUAUCAGUGAGGCGAACUUGCACAAAUUCGUCGAUGUCAAGAUCCCGAAGUUGUUGCUUUAUGUGCACGAUCACACCGAGGAGCUUGGCGCACAGCUGAUCGCGUUUGCUGAACAAAUGAUUGAUCAAUGGGAGCAAGGAGAACGAGAAAUUGAUACGUUGUUUCUCACAUUGGAAACCGAUGACGAUUUUGGAGAAGACGAGAUCGAGAACAUUCUCAACUUUGAGAUCAAUGAAAUGGCGCAUCAACUCGGAUUCGGCCGAUUGGGAUCAUUUAAAGAAAAGACAAUCGAUCGCCGCUUCAGACUAAUCAAACGGCUUGAUGGAACGGGUCUUCUCAUCAUGACUGGUGCGAUAUCGGUGGUGCUCGUCAAAUGCGAUUACGCGUUUCGGAGAGAACGAGGCCUGGGCACUAGCAGCCAAUUUGAAAUUUUCCACGGUCGAGUGGAGGGUCUUCUCUAUAAAUUGAGAACGAUUGAGGAAAAUGAGGGAAGAUUGAGAAGAUAUGGAAAAGAAACGGUGAAAGAAGAAAUGAAAGAAGUUGUGGAUUCGGGUUCAUUCGCGAUUUUCGGUAUCGAAACACUGGAAGAGGAUGCUGAUGAAAGCGAGGAAACGCUACAAGAAAGAGCAAAAGAAAAGGAGAAUGAAGAAGUGGCUGAAGAAGAGAUAAAGGAGGAAAUCCUCGCCGAUUUGGAAGUGGCAUUGAAAGAGUUGAACGAGUACAGGAAGAAUGUUCCGUUGAGAGAACUCAGCAUUGAUCAGCUAUGGGACGACAAGGAGUCACAGAUUUCGAAGCGAACAAUGCGAUCGCUUGUCUAUGGACUUCGCGGUGACGCGUUUCCGUCAAGACCCGAUCACGAUCGUCGACCCGAUCAACGCAUUGUGCUCGAGUACGCGGAUGAGUGCCUCAAAGCCGGUCAUUUACUUCCAUACUAUGAAACUUUU
Molecule: messenger RNA, 1557 nt
Organism: Mesorhabditis belari
Lineage: Eukaryota; Metazoa; Nematoda; Chromadorea; Rhabditida; Rhabditidae
Source: the annotation of a GenBank genome assembly